Messenger RNA from Cornus florida, 1165 nucleotides. Its product is annotated as nuclear transcription factor Y subunit B-3-like. The transcript has a single exon. Gene Ontology annotation, biological process: regulation of transcription by RNA polymerase II. Lineage: Eukaryota; Viridiplantae; Streptophyta; Magnoliopsida; Cornales; Cornaceae. The coding region runs from base 205 to 825 and encodes 206 amino acids. Gene Ontology annotation, molecular function: DNA-binding transcription activator activity, RNA polymerase II-specific; RNA polymerase II cis-regulatory region sequence-specific DNA binding; protein heterodimerization activity. The record is from RefSeq and is a predicted model, not a curated record. Gene Ontology annotation, cellular component: nucleus; CCAAT-binding factor complex.
ACAAUCUCCCACGUGUCACUCUCGAUGCGAUAUAGUCCAACGAUCCCCAACCUUCCCGGAAUCCAUCCCCUCCCCGGCGUUUCCCAAACCUUAGCCGGAAAUUUUUUCUCACCCUCACUCCAACUUUCCCGAAAAAAUCCCCUCCUUAAAACCGCGAUUUUGUUCAAGACAAUUCACUAGAAUUCCUGAAGCUUCUGAUCUGUUAUGGCGGAUUCCGACAACGAAUCGGGAGGUCACAACAACGCGAGCAGCGAGCUAUCGGCGAGAGAGCAGGACAGGUUCUUGCCGAUUGCGAACGUGAGUCGGAUCAUGAAGAAGGCGUUGCCGGCGAAUGCGAAAAUCUCCAAGGACGCGAAGGAGAUAGUGCAAGAGUGCGUGUCGGAGUUCAUCAGCUUCAUCACUGGCGAGGCCUCCGAUAAGUGCCAGAGAGAGAAGCGGAAGACGAUCAACGGCGAUGAUCUCCUGUGGGCAAUGACGACGCUGGGGUUCGAGGAGUAUGUGGAGCCACUGAAGAUAUACCUCGCCAAGUACAGGGAGAUGGAGGGGGAGAAGACCUCGUUGGGCCGCCAGGGCGAGAAGGACGGCUCCGGAGGUAGUGGCGGCGCAGUGAUCUCCGGGAGUGGCGCUGGGGGGUUUAACAGUGGUGCGGGGCUAUACGGUGGGAUGCAGAGUUCGAUUAUGGUGAUGGGGGGCCACCAUCAUUAUCAGGGUCAGAUGUACGGUUCUGGUUCGUUUCAUCAGAUGGGAGUGAGUGGUGGUGGUGGUGGUAGAAAGGGCAGUAGGGGCAGCGUUGGUGGUGGAGCUACCACGGCGGUGCCGAGGUAGACUUGAUUUUUAUCCACUGUGAUUUAGGAUUUAAUUUUACUAUUUUUUGAAUGAUUCAUAGUGGAAUUUUAGAUUAGAUGUUAGGUUUUUGUUAAUUUUUUGUGAAUUAAAAAAGAUGAUGUGUGUAAUUGCCGAAAAAAAAAAACAAAAAGAUUACAAAUGCAUAAAACCAUGGAUCAACCUCUAAUACUACGUUUAGUGUCAAAGUGAGUGGGAAGAAAGGUUAGCAAAAAUCUGUACUUUACAAAAGGGCUUCUCAUGUAGAGGAUAAGAAGAGUCUGCCCUUCCCUUUGUUUUCUUCCCCUAUUAAUCAUUGUUACUAUUGUUCACUUGUUCAAAA